Neurospora hispaniola is the source of this 1212-nucleotide messenger RNA. RefSeq lists its product as uncharacterized. The transcript has 2 exons. The coding region runs from base 1 to 1212 and encodes 403 amino acids. The record is from RefSeq and is a predicted model, not a curated record. NCBI's taxonomy places the organism in Eukaryota, Fungi, Ascomycota, Sordariomycetes, Sordariales, Sordariaceae.
AUGCCGAUUUCGGAUUUGCUUGCAUCGAUAACGGGCGAAAAGCCAUCGUCAUCAUCGAUCUCUACGAAAGAUGUCCCAGUAGCAUCUAAACGGAAGGCCGACGAUGACCUUCGAGGUUCUGCGCCAAAGGCCCCGCGUACCGAACCAGCGACAAAUGGAAGUGCCCGGCCGAAUGGAAACGUAUCGAAACCUUCUACAGCGCGCCCCGCCGACCGACCGACGGAGCGCCCCACAGGAAAUGCGAACCCAACGCGUCCCGCAGAAAAAACAACUGGCUACACUGGCACCGCGCAACCACGUUCGUCCACGAAACCAACAGCUCCGGUGUUAACCAAGACCACAUCGACGCAGUCAAAGGUGGGAGGAACAAGCUCGAAUGGGAAUAAGGCUCCACUUUCGCGACCGCUCGUCAGCCGACCUGCCCCUAGCGCUCCUGUCGCCGGCUCUGGACCUCCGAAGAAACGCUCGUAUGCAGAGAUUAUGGCAAGGGCCCAGGCCAAUCAGCCCAUGCUGUCAUCCGUUGGGAAGAUUCAGCACAAGAAGGUGGAGAAGCAGUUGACCUUGAAGGAACGCAAGGAACUAAAGGCCGAGGAAGCGAAGAAGGGCAAGAAGGAUGUAAGGCCACCGACUACCGGGAGGAGCGGUGUGACAGCUGGGCCAACCCGCAAUGGUACCAAUGGCACGACUGCGAACCGUCAGCGGAGUAUCACCCCCUCAGCCCCGGCUGGCGCCAAGUCCAAGACAGGCCAAAAUGCCGUGGAGGAGAAGAAGGUAAAGAAGGCUGCUCUAGCGACGACUGGAUACCAAGGCACGGCACGUCCCCGCCCAGGGGCCACCACCACAAAACCAGGAGCAUCCACCUCGGCAGGCGCGAGUAGGGGCCGUGGGCUGUCCGGUUAUGGCGCCUCAUUCUCACGUCCCCGGAGACGCGAGGAGGAGGAUGAGGAGUUGGACGAUUUUAUCGAGUACGACGAAGAUGAGGAUGAUGGGUACGGCUAUGGUCGUCGCGGUGGUUACGAGUCACUGGAAGAGGAUGACUCAGACAUGGAGGCAGGAUUGUCCGACAUCGACGCGGAGGAACGCCGGGCAGAGUUGCAGGCUCGCAGAGAAGACAUGGAGCAGGAGGCGCUGGAGAAGAGGUUGAAGCGCGAGAAGGAGGAAAGAAAGCGGGCAGCACUUGCAAAACUCAAGUCCAGAGCCGGAGACCGCUGA